Molecule: messenger RNA, 1911 nt
Organism: Etheostoma cragini (Arkansas darter)
Lineage: Eukaryota; Metazoa; Chordata; Actinopteri; Perciformes; Percidae
Exons: 4
Source: RefSeq, a predicted model, not a curated record
AAUCUGGUUUUGAGCCUCGCGGUGAUUCUGAGUCUCUCUUCAGGUAAAAGAGGCAAGAAGCCGCCGGUGGGACCGGUGAACAUCUCGGAGAUCGUCAACCGGAUCGCUCCGAAGCACGGCAGGCCGACGGUUGCCGAGGCGACCCUGCAGCGGUGGAUCGGAGACAGCGCCGCCAUCCCCUGCACGCCGGAUGUCCGGGUCCCCAAACCCAAGAAGAAGUCCCCGAGGCCGAACGGCGUGGACGACCUGCUGAAGCUCGCCAAACAGUUUGACUUCAACAUGUUCCAUCAGGACGAAGACCCGGCGGCGGAGGACCAGAACCCGGAGCUCCUGUCUGAGGACCAGAACCCGGAGCUCCUGUCUGAAGACCAGAACCUGGAGCUCCUGUCUGAGGACCAGAGCCCGGAGCUCCUGUCUGAGGACCAGAGCCCGGAGCUCCUGUCUGAGGACCAGAACCCGGAGCUCCUGUCUGAGGACCAGAGCCCGGAGCUCCUGUCUGAGGACCAGAACCUGGAGCUCCUGUCUGAGGACCAGAGCCCGGAGCUCGUGUCUGAGGACCAGAACCCGGAGCUCCUGGCGGAGGACAUCUUGGAUUUCCAGGACGACUUCUCACCCCCGCCUCCCAAAGACCGCCCCCCCUCCACGAAGGUGGCGGCAAUAGACAUUGAUCCGCCCCUGGAGGACGAUUUGGACUUCCUGUUCGACGCCCCGACCCAACCCGUGAGCGGGUAUCUGAGUCAGAUGGCUUCGACCGCCCCGCCGUCCCAAGGCAGACCUGCAGCCAAAGGGGCUUCUGGGAAACCGGCGGCGGCGUCCUCGCUCCCUCCGUCUUCUGCCGUUUCCACGACGCACGCCAAAGGCGCUUCGGCAACCGACGAGUUCGAGGACGACUGGGGGGACGACUUCCUGGAUGACUCUCUAGUGUUUGAGAUGACCCAAAACCCGCAGAACUUCACGGGUCCCGCGCGCUGCUCCACCCAGAAAACCCUCGCCGUGGCGACGAAUCCGUCUCACAGGGAAAGUCCGGCGGCUAAAGUCGUCCAAACAGCUGUUUCUGAGGUGGAAAAGGACGGCGUGCGCCAAAGGAGGACUUUCAGACUGGAGUCUAAUCCGAGUUUCUCUGUUGGAAGAACCCGGACGGGCACGACCUCGAAGGUGGAUUUAGGUUUAAAAGAAUCGGACCGGGACCCCCCCGCGAACGUCGCUUGGCGUUCCUCGCAACCGCAAAAAACGCCGUUUCAUCCCGGGACUCAUCCCCAAAACAACUCGACCGCAUCCAACUCCUCCGCUGCGAACGCGGCUCAACGGUUCCCGGUAAAACCGGCGGUGGACUCGUCUCGCGGCGCGGCGCCGGCUGUCCCCGACGUCCCGGACGAGGAGGACCUGUCGGCGUUCUUCUCGUCCGACCCGGCGUGGGACGACCCGGCGUGGGACGACGACCUGAUGUGUGAGAUGUGUGACGACCUGGAGAACCAGAUCCGGGGCCCGGAGGGCGCCGCCGCCGCCAGACUCCCCGCCGAGCAGAGAGCGGCGCUGCAGCCGUCCAACAGGAAGCUGCCGCCGGCCAAUCGGCAAGCUCCCCCCCCCCAAAGACAGACGCUGACCCCAACAACACGUCUCCCAUCAUUGACCACUGGUUUUGUCACCGUGACGCAAGCGAAAAACACUUCAAGCUCCACAAACGCCUCGCGGUGCGUGCGGGGGGGCGGCCUGGUCCAGCCGGCGCCGCGCGGAAACGCCCGCCACGACCAGUUCACCUUCAAGAAACCAAGCAACACAGUUUCUAUGGUAACCGGCAAAGUUGUGGGUCAGUGUUCGGCGGCGGAGAUCGAGCUGAAGAAGCAGCAGGCGAUGGAGAGAAGAAGACAGCGUCUGCAGGCCGCCGGGAACCUCCGGACCCCGACCUGACAC